AUGUGGAUUCUUCUGCAGAUUGGCUUCAACGCUGGGGAUGGCAUUCAUGCAUACACUGUUCACGCGUCACAAACAGAAGAGGUGAUCAACAUGACUACGCUAUCCAAUGUGAACGUGCCAGGUCGGUUUGUUUUCAGAGUGGAUCUACCCGCGAUCAGAGAUCCUGCCUGCAAAGACCAUGGGGAUGUCGAUCUGUACCCUGCCAUUGAUACAAUGCUUGGAGGUAACACAAUAUUCAUACAGGGGCCUUGUUACGACAUCUUCACAUCCAAUGUAGUAUGCAAAUUUGAAAACACACUGUCCGGCGGAACUGUUGAGUCAUCGCUGAGGGCGUUCUGUGUGAGUCCUACGUUGUUAUCUGCUGGUGAUGUGGCAGUUCAUGUUUCGUUGGAUGGAGGUGCCACGUUUCCUUACACAGGACAUCUCCAAGUUGAGCUUCCGACAACUUCACCUAUGGUAUUCAAGGUCAGGGAGAGUGAGUGGUUGACAUCCAGCGAUCUCGAACUGAUGUGGGAUAUACAUCACCUUGAUGGAAUAGACACGGUCAAUGUCGUGGUCUAUUCCUAUUGGGAUUCACCAGACGAUGACCACAUGAAUCAGGAGAUUGUCGAGACGUUAGCUCGCGGCGUGACCUACAGCGAUGGUGGACUGAACUUUGUCAAACCUCAGUCGCGCCAUGUUGCAGCAGACGGGUCAGACCUAAUGGGUGUAAUUGGCGUUAUUGAGGAUGUCGAUGAAGACAAGAACAGGUUAGUUGUGAAAAAGAGACAACGGAAAUUCUUUCAGUCAAAUUGUUUUCUCCAAUCCGGAGGGCUAUUUGGAGCGAAGUUGAUUCUCUUCAAUGGCUGUUCCCGCAAAACUCUACAUCUUGGUGCACUGAAUGGACCAACAGCAACGGACUCCCAGACCGGGGCUCCCUCGACACUCGCACUGCUUGUCCAUGUUUGCUCCGUCAAGCCAAGAGAGAUCUCGGUCGCUACCGCCCUCGGCAGGACUGCAGGGACGAUGCUUGGGGAAAGUUUCCAGAAAACUGUGAAGACAGGCCCGGUGCUUUUCACUGUGUAG
Messenger RNA from Strongylocentrotus purpuratus (purple sea urchin), 1065 nucleotides. RefSeq lists its product as uncharacterized. The coding region runs from base 1 to 1065 and encodes 354 amino acids. The record is from RefSeq and is a predicted model, not a curated record. Gene Ontology annotation, biological process: cell-matrix adhesion. The transcript has 4 exons. NCBI's taxonomy places the organism in Eukaryota, Metazoa, Echinodermata, Echinoidea, Camarodonta, Strongylocentrotidae.